AUGGUGAGCACGGCGGAUCUCAUCGAGAAGGAGGCCGAGCUUGCUUGGAGAUCGAGGCAGUUCGAUCUUUCGAAGCUGGCGAAGUCCCGUACGCACUUCGGGCCUCUUGGAGCAUUGCCCCCCAAGGAGCCGCCCACGACGGACCCCGCUCUCAGAUUUGUUACCCGAGCGUGCAACCGCCCACUGCUCCUCCCCGAGGUGCCCGAGUAUCCGAUGCGCAAAGUGCGCAGUGCAGGUGAGCUGAGGCCUGCUUCCACGCCAAAGCCCCUGAGCCGCCUGCAAACUCCCUCACGUCCAGGCACGGUGGCUUCCAAAGGAGAAGUCGCAUCCGAUCCCAGGCCUGCGCCCAAGGUUUCACGCUAUCAAAAGCUCAUCACGCUGUAUGAGCGCGCCAUGCUCGGUGACUUACGCCCAGCAAUGACCCAGCUGCCGCGGAAGUUCUGA
Molecule: messenger RNA, 444 nt
Organism: Symbiodinium sp. CCMP2456
Lineage: Eukaryota; Dinophyceae; Suessiales; Symbiodiniaceae
Source: the annotation of a GenBank genome assembly